Molecule: messenger RNA, 2168 nt
Organism: Pelmatolapia mariae (spotted tilapia)
Lineage: Eukaryota; Metazoa; Chordata; Actinopteri; Cichliformes; Cichlidae
Product: protein NLRC3-like
Exons: 3
Coding region: 96-2123 (675 amino acids)
Biological process (GO): intracellular signal transduction
Source: RefSeq, a predicted model, not a curated record
AUUCAUUACUCCUCCACAGAGUGGAGCAGGAGAGAGCAGAGGUUUCCACUGGUCAGUCUGCACAGCAACAUCAAACACACCUGGACUCUGUGGUUAUGCGGCUGGAGGACAACAUCACCAUGUUUGUGAAGAACGAGCUGAAGAAGAUCCAGAAGCUUCUGAGUCCAGAUCACCCAGAAACUUUAAAGAGCCAGAUGGAGGAUGAGGAGAUGUUUGAAGGUGAGGAUGAAGAUGAAAGAAAGAGCUGCAGAGAAGCAUUUCUGAAGAUCACACUCCACUUCUUGAGGAGACUUAAGCAGCAUGAGAUGGCUGACCAUCUGCAGAGCAAAAUAUUUGCUCCACUCUGUAAACGUGAACUUAAAGCCCAACUGAAGAAGAAGUUCCAGUGUGUGUUUGAGGGCAUCGCUAAAGCAGGAAGCCCAACCCUUCUGAAUGAGAUCUACACAGAGCUCCACAUCACAGAGGGAGGGACUGCAGAGGUCAAUGAUGAACAUGAGGUCAGACAGAUUGAAACAGCAUCCAAGAAAGCAGACAGACCAGAAACAACAAUCAGACAAGAAGACAUCUUUAAAGCCUCACCUGGAAGAGACGAACCAAUCAGAACAGUGCUGACAAAGGGAGUGGCUGGCAUUGGGAAAACAGUCUUAACACAGAAAUACAGCCUGGACUGGGCUGAAGACAAAGCCAACCAGGACAUCCAGUUCAUAUUUCCAUUCACUUUCAGAGAGCUGAAUGUGCUGAAAGAGGAAAAGUUCAGCUUGGUGGAACUUGUUCAUCACUUCUUUAAUCAAACUAACCAAUCAGGAAUCUGCAGGCUUGAAGACUUCCAGGUUGUGUUCAUACUUGAUGGUCUGGAUGAGUGUCGACUUAAUUUGGACUUCAACAAAACUAAAAUCCUGACUGAAACCAGAAAGUCCACCUCAUUGGAUGAGCUGCUGACAAACCUCAUCAGAGGGAACCUGCUCCCUUCUGCUCGCCUUUGGAUAACAACACGACCUGCAGCAGCCAAUCAGAUCCCUCCUCAGUGUGUCGACAUGGUGACAGAGGUCAGAGGGUUCACUGACCCACAGAAGGAGGAGUACUUCAGGAAGAGAUUCAGAGAUGAGGAGCAGGCCAACAGGAUCAUCUCCCACAUCAAGAAAGCUCGAAGCCUCCACAUCAUGUGCCACAUCCCAGUCUUCUGCUGGAUCACUGCUACAGUUCUGGAGGAUGUGCUGGAAACCAGAGAGGGAGGACAGCUGCCCAACACCCUGACUGAGAUGUACAUCCACUUCCUGGUGGUUCAGGCCAAAGUCAAGAGGAUCAAAUAUGAUGGAGGAGCUGAGACAGAUCCACACUGGAGUCCAGAUAGCAGGAAGAUGAUUGAGUCACUGGGAAAACUGGCUUUUGAUCAGCUGCAGAAAGGAAACCUGAUCUUCUAUGAACCAGACCUGACAGAGUGUGGCAUCGAUAUCAGAGCAGCCUCAGUGUACUCAGGAGUGUUCACACAGAUCUUUAAAGAGGAGAGAGGACUGUACCAGGACAAGGUGUUCUGCUUUGUUCAUCUCAGUGUUCAGGAGUUUCUGGCUGCUCUUCAUGUCCACCUGACCUUCAUCAACUCUGGACUCAAUCUGCUGGAAGAAGAUCAAACAACUUGGAAGGUGUUUCAAACAAGAAAAUCUUCAGAGAAAUACUUCUACCAGUGUGCUGUGAACAAGGCCUUACAGAGCCCCAAUGGACACCUGGACUUGUUCCUUCGUUUUCUCUUGGAUCUGAAGACUAAUCAAAGUUGUUUGCAAGGCCUGAUGACACAAACAGGAAGUAGCUCACAGACCAAUCAAGAAGCAGUCCAGUACAUCAAGAAUAAGCUCAGUGAGAAUCUGUCUGCAGAGAAAAGCAUCAAUCUGUUCCACUGUCUGAAUGAACUGAAUGAUCGUUCUCUACUGGAGGAGAUCCAACAGUCCCUGAGAUCAGGACGUCUCUCCACAGAUGAACUGUCUCCUGCUCAGUGGUCAGCUCUGGUCUUCAUCUUACUGUCAUCAGAAAAAGAUCUGGAUGUGUUUGACCUGCAGAAAUACUUUGCUUCAGAGGAGGCUCUUCUGAGGCUGCUGCCAGUGGUCAAAGUGUCUAAAAAAGCUCUGUAAGUUAUAAAGUUUUUAUUAUUUAAUUUGGUUGGUAUGUUAUGGAAA